UUUGAUUUCUGAGCCAAAGAACGACGACAACCAGAGAGAGGGAGUGGCAGACACGGUAGGCAAGGUACAGACUGUGCAGCGCAGCAGGGGAAAGGCACAUCAGGAGACAGAGCAGGCAGAGGCAUCCAUUCGAGGCUUCCUCAACCAUUCGCCCGCACACCUCCCUCAUUGCAGUCCAUGCGCAGCAAGCAGCCAAGCAUGAGAUGACAGGCCAGCAUCGCUCCUCCCUUGUGCCCUUCGCAGGCCUUCUCUGGCUCUUGCUCAUAUGCGCAACCGCAGCGCAGAGUAAUCUCAACCUCACCUUUACCAAUUGCCUCAAUCCGCGAUCCAGAAAUGCAUCCACACCGCUCUUUACGCCGUUGCGCGUCGUGGCCGACCUCAAUACAACCUCGCAACGGCUGCGCUUCUCCAUCUACGGCAACGUUACUGGAUCUAUUGCUGAUACAAACGAAGAGAACACGCUUGCCAGUGCAUUGACAAAUACAAUUGAAGUGUCCGGCUACACUCAACGUCGUGUUGAAGAGCGGCUGUGCAAUAUCUCCUAUAACGAUGCUGCCAUCUAUGCUGGCGCUCGCGUCAAGACUUGCCCCGUUGGACCGGGCCUUGCGCAUCUAGAGUUUGAGACGCCGCUUGAUUUCGGGUAUACCUUUUCCAGCAUCACCAACACCAUUCGCAUUAAUGAUCCAGCCUCAACCAACUACGAAGCCGGUUGUCUGCAGGUCACUGUGACGCCUCCCUUCCCAGAUGAUCUGGACGCCAUCCUCACCUACGUACCGCUUGCCAUCUUGAUACUCGUUGGUAUUAAGGUUGUCCUUGUGGCUGUGCUCAACCCCUGGUCCGGUACACUUGACCCUUACCGCUCCUUCUCAAAUUUUGGCAUGGAUACCAAUGCCUUGCGGAUGGCGACACCUGGAUUCUCGGAUUGCUUGGCGUAUAUCCAAUUCGCAGCGUAUACAUCCAUGCUUCGGCUGAGCUAUCCUGGCUUUUUUCAGCUCGCCACCUCUCGCUUUGCAUGGUCACUGCUGUUGUUUGAGUCAAGUCCCAUUACCAAAGCACUCAAUUUUUUCCCACAGCGUAACAGUGACAUCGCCUCCUUCAUCAACCACGUCGGUGCCGCUCGACAAGAUGCCUGGCGGUCGUUCAUGAUUUGGUUUCUCAUCAUUGAAGCAUGCGUUGCUGCACUCGUGGGUAUACUCGUGGGACUCUGGUGGCUAUUGACGCCGUCGUCAACGGACUUGACCAUGAAGAAUCUUCCGUUCCUUGGAGGUUGUUUGCUUCGGAUAUACUAUUGGCUGCUACUCCCACUCAGUCUCUUUACCUGCUACCAGCUUGUCACUGCCCAACAGAGUAAUGCAGGUCUAGUCGCAAGUGCUGCACUCGUCCUGAUGAUCUUUGUGGUCUUGUUCCCGGUUGGCCUGCUCAUUAUGCUGCCAAGACAUCAACCGCAGCAAGACUUGUUUGAAGACAUUUCGCUUCUGAAUCUCUGGGGACCGCUCUACAACACAUACAGCGAGAGCGCCAUCCUUGUCUGGAUUCCGAAUAUGAUUCUUUUGAUUGCUAGAGGUAUGGUUGUGGGCUUACUCAUCAACUAUGGCACGGCUCAGAUCGUCCUACUCAUCGCUAUUGAGGCAUUGAAUGUUGCAGUCAUCUUUUGGAAACGACCUUGGCCGGCCACUACAAAUACGACCAUCGUCCAGCUCAUCAUGAGCAGUUUCCGCAUCGUCAUUCUCUUCCUCAUGGUUCCCUUUAUUCCAAGUCUGAAUAUCGAGCCUGGCCAGCGCGAGUGGAUUGGUUACAUCGUGCUCAUCUUUCAUGCCAUCGUCAUGAUCUUUCUCGUAUUGGGCAAUUGCCUUCUGACGCUGCUUGAGUUGGCUAUUCGAUUGUUGGUGAUUGUACCGCAAGAUGAAGGUGCCAAGGUCAUCUUCGGUGCUCGACAAUUGCGCUCUCGCAGACGUCCAAAACAAUUCGCUUCAGUCAUCUUGGGCAAUGGUGCGAGCAAAGAUCACAGCAUGUCGCAACAACAGUCUUUUGCAAACUUGCUUGAAGCAAAGGAAGAUUCUCCCUUUUUCAGGAGACCAAGGCAUGGUACGCGUGCAGAGUCAAUCGUGGGUACGACACAGCAUCGUGCAAGUACACCGACAGAUGUUCUAAGUAUGAACGGUGAGUCCAUCACGAGUCGCGCGAGUCCCCUCGAUCCACCGCUGUCCGGUGACGUGCGCAGCUCAAGUUACGUACGUGUCAUGCCGUCUGAGAGUUUCUUGCUCUCUCCCUCACGGCCACACCUACACUCUCGUCCGACCAGCUCAACUACACAUAUUGCCGAUGCUGCAGACAAGUUGGAUUCCUAUGAGCUCACACUUGCCCCCACAGAAGAUGCAGAACGACGCGGUGUUGAUUAUGCCGUUCGAGAAGCAGAUAUCUAUCACCCACAAAAUUCAGGCGAAUUACUUGGACCUUCCAAGAAAUUGGGGACAGGACCAGCAGACCCGGCGGGUGUUCAUUUCAGACGCUUUAAUUGGACACCAUGGCGACGAACACGACGGAAUCCUGAGAAGGGGAAGUUUGUGGUGGUGCGCAGUUCACCCGCCAUGACGACAGGUAGUGGUGCGAUAGGUACUUCUGGGUCAGCGUUGCAGCGACGGUCGAGUAGUCUGACAAGUACAGGACAGCCUGUCCACUUGACAAGCACUGAAACGAGUCGUGUGGGACCUGCAUCGCCAACAUAUGAUAUCCAGGAGCAAGAUGAGGAGGAGUACGAUUCUAGCCCUCAUGGUCUGACUGGAACGCGACCGAGUAUCAAGAUUGAUACGAGCAAUUAUGCUGCCUUUGACUCUGUGGCUUCUCCAGACUCCUUUGAAAUGAUCUCGCCCUCCAACGAGCAAAUGCAAGCACGACUACUCAAUACUCAACAUGCACGACAGCAAGGGACAGGCAGCAGUACGAGUCGUGAGACAGACGCAAGCAGUCGUGCAACAGACCAAAUGUCCACCACGGCCGACUUGGCUAUGCUCUUACAACGACCCACUGUGGGUGAUCGCGUGGAUAGCUAUCGAUCGCAUACAUCACAUGGUUCUGUCCCUAGUGCACGAGUCAGUAGUGCCGUUCGAACGGGUCCAGGUGUACAAGCUGGUCGGUCAGCCCAACUCAUCAACCUCGACUUGGAUGCUUGAUUGAAGCGUAUGCUCCAUAUGCUCUAUUCGUUUUUACUUUGAUUUGCGAGCAUGUCGAAUUUUCUCUGUUUUUUCCUUUACUUCUUUAGAUUAGGCUUCGGCGAACGUAGUGGUUUUAGUGUUGGAUACGCAUAGCUUUUGGUGUAGCAGGCAACCUGCAGCAUUGAGUGUACGCCGUACGGACCGUUUGGUUGGACUUUGACCACAUCGAGUGCGUUAAAUUGACAGCGCGUUUAGUUUCCUGGGAAGGCAAAUGGGCGUUUCCGUCAUGGAAUUGCCUUCUUGCUGCAGGGACGCUGGAAAGCCUGAACCUCGGAUCCCGGAGCAAUUGACGACAGAGUCAUAAAACUGAGCUGCUCGCCGCGAGCCUUCACUAUUUGACCUCUUACUUCUGUUCUACACUGCUUUUGCAUCAGAGUUUGUGCUCUUUUCUUGCUGCUUCAAGCAUCUUCUUGGACAUGCAUGCUAGAGGUCGUCUAUA
Molecule: messenger RNA, 3651 nt
Organism: Protomyces lactucae-debilis
Lineage: Eukaryota; Fungi; Ascomycota; Taphrinomycetes; Taphrinales; Protomycetaceae
Exons: 1
Coding region: 204-3170 (988 amino acids)
Biological process (GO): transmembrane transport
Source: RefSeq, a predicted model, not a curated record